Messenger RNA from Symsagittifera roscoffensis, 3012 nucleotides. Its product is annotated as leucine-rich repeat and guanylate kinase domain-containing protein-like. The coding region runs from base 131 to 2674 and encodes 847 amino acids. The record is from RefSeq and is a predicted model, not a curated record. NCBI's taxonomy places the organism in Eukaryota, Metazoa, Xenacoelomorpha, Acoela, Convolutidae. The transcript has a single exon. Gene Ontology annotation, cellular component: cytoplasm. Gene Ontology annotation, molecular function: protein binding.
UUUUUGUCUAACAAAAAGCACGUGCGUUUUUAAUCAUGAUUUGUGCGCACGUUACGUUUUACAUGAAGCUUGAUUUGCAUUUAAUUUGUUAGCUGCUCAAUUUUUUUAUUGGCGUUUUAGUUUUUAAAAUAUGUCUCCUAUAGUAGAUCAAAAUCACGACAUCAGUUCAUCAGUACAUUCCAUAAAGAGCGAUACCAAUGUGUUAAACUUGGAUCAAGAGAGGUCGCCCUACAACAGUCCCCCGCCAGUUGAUAAUUUCAGCAACCUGAAAGACUCCAUUCUAGUAGCUGGAAACCGAAACGAAGUCGCUGCUGCUACUGUUGCAGAGAAAAACGAACACAUUGUCGCCAAAAAUGGAUUUCUGGACGACAAACUUAUGCAACAUGGAUUGUGUAAUAUUGGCAAAAUGGCCGACGGGUACAAUUUUGUUUUCCUAGACUUGUACCUGCCAGCGAUGGAGAUCAAGAACAUCGAAACACUGCAGGUGAUGACUAACCUACAAAACGUUAACCUGAUGCACAACAAAGUAUCGGAUCUUUCACCCUUGAACUCAUUGUCUUAUCUGCUGAGUUUAAACGUAUCAAACAACGUCAUACAGUCUCUAGACAGUCUGGCAGGGCUAAAGAACCUACGAAAUCUGGACGCAUCGAACAAUGUAUUGGCAUGUAUUGGUGACAUGAGUCGCUUUCCGGCGCUGGAGAACCUUAACUUGAACAACAAUCAAAUAGCCCGAAUUGAGGGCUUAGAACACAACACUCGCCUAAAGGUUCUAGAUUUAAGUGCAAACCAGCUGACUUCACUGGAAAUUUGUAAAACUGGAAUUUUGGAAUUGUAUCUUUCCGCCAACAAGAUCGCUUCUCUAGAAUCGAUUCAAAAUUUGGAGUCGUUGCAGGCGUUGGACAUUUCAUACAAUGCUCUAGCUAAUUUGAAGGGACUUGAAAACAGACGAUAUUUAAUGAAAAUUGACGCCCAGAAUAACAACAUAGUCGAUUACGAUGAUUUAGAACCAGUGUUCAUAGGGAAUCGUUUGCUACGAGAACUUAAUUUGCGCAACAACCCAAUUCAAGACAAAGAUGACUACCGGUUCGCUAUUUUGUAUCGGUGUUCGGAGCUGACCUCUCUCGAUAAGCACAAGGUACAACCCGAGGAAAAAGUGUCUGCUAUGAAUUUGUUCAACCCGCCACCCGAAGUAGUAGCAGCACGUGACCAUAUCAAUCACGUGGUCUACAAAUACCUGCAACCGGCUAAGCUUCGAGAAUGCACGCUUCCGAGUUUGGAAACGCCUUACCCUAUUUUAGUGCUUAGUGGUCCUCAAGGAUGCGGCAAAAUUGAACUGGCAGCUCGUCUAGCUCAGGAGUUUCCAGAUUUUUUUGGAUACCUUCCUAAUCAAGUGCUGAGCAUGACCAACGAUAAUUCAGUAUAUGGCCAAGAGCUGCAACAGAAUAGCCACCCGGGUAUCUCGGCCGAUGAAUUCGUAAACAUGAUUCAAGAAGGUCGCUUCGUGUCAACUUACAGCGACGGGUUCCGAACACUGGGUAUCAUGUAUGACGCGAUCGACAGUAUUGCAAGUGAAGGACUAGCCUGUGUGACGCACAUGGAAUACGAAGGAAUUCUAUCGUUCAAAAAGUCAUUUUUCGAACCAAGGUAUCUCUUGCUGAUCCCCAAGACUGAGGAGGUGCACGAAGAAAGACUCAAAACGUACUACCAAAUGAGCGACGAAGAGGUGAGAAGCGCCUUGUUGCGCCGCGAUGUGUACAUGAAAGUCAACCAGGAGAACCCUGGCUUUUUCGACCAAGUUAUUGACGCUGAUGACAUUGAAGAAGCCCUCCAAUCUCUGACAUCGAUCGUCAAAGAAUACCUGGGACUACCGCCCGACUAUGUAGCCAGCCGUGAACUGAGUUCGGGCCCAGGUCGGGAUUUUACUAAGCGAAAUAGUCUGGGCGGAACGAACGUGGUGAGCAAUGUCCUGCGGUACAAAGUAUCGGGCGGGAAGAACCAAAGUGGUCGACAAGUUUCCAUUCGCGAAGGGAUGACCGAAACCGAAUUGAGGUCGUACGAGAGACGAGAAAGUGCGUUACGAGAGGGUAUUCGUGAAAAUGAUCUUUCACCAGAGUCAGCUUACGGGGGAACGAAUACCAUAUAUGGUAAGCCUUACACAGCGCCGGCCGCAUUCGAGGGUAACUUGGGUCAUAAUCGAGACUUUCCCACUUCAAAUGACGGAGACGAGCAAAACGAGUUCAACGAAGCUACGAAUGGCGAUCGUGACGAGCAACGAGAAGACGAAGAUUACGAAGCGGACGAAUCAAACACGCCGAUUGAGCGACCCGAGUUAGGAAAUCAUUCAAAAGAACGACUGCAAGAGCGAGCCUCUGCACUAUUGGACGACGAGGCGCUACUUGAGAACGAAGUGCAAGUUUUGUUUGGCAAGGCGGGAAAAUCGGUCGAAGGCAACAUCGAAAAUUUGCAUGAGGCUAAAAAUUUGAUCAAAAGUUACUUUGAAUCCAAUCUGUUUGAGUUCCGUUUUGCCGAGGAGGACAACAAGAAGUUUGAAGUUUCGUUUCAAAGCUACGCGGAGACUGACGGCCAAUUGGACAUGACUUUUGACGAGUUCAAAGGAUGGUUCGUCUACAUGUUGCGCAUGAUCAAAUACGGACUGUACGCCGACAACAACUGAAAACAAAAAUUUGCUUCUAAUCAAAAACAGCGCAAGGAAAAAAUCUUUUGUCUAAGCAAAAAAUACCGGUAACCAACUGAGAUAAUUCAAUCAAAUUUUCUAUUUUGUUCGAAGCAAUAUGAAACAACAAAGACGAACUAACAAUGUUUAGAAAAAUCUCUAAAAGGUUCAGUUUUGAUGCCAAGCUCUUUUAUCAAAAUCAAUUGCAAUUUAACUACAAAAAUUACCAACUCGAAUGUCUCCACGUAAGUAAUUUGACUUUAUACGCUCAAAAGAAAAUUUAUGGGUCGAUCAACUAAAAAAAUUUUGAAUUGAUUUAACUGAAUUUUAUUUCAUUG